This is a messenger RNA of Topomyia yanbarensis, 2416 nucleotides long. RefSeq names its product gastrula zinc finger protein XlCGF57.1-like. The record is from RefSeq and is a predicted model, not a curated record. Bases 360 to 2171 code for a protein of 603 amino acids. The transcript is spliced from 5 exons. NCBI's taxonomy places the organism in Eukaryota, Metazoa, Arthropoda, Insecta, Diptera, Culicidae.
CAAUCGUUUGUUUACUUUCUGAAAUUAAAGUGCAUCAGAAGCCAGGAUCCUAAAUCAGAAGUAUAAAGUAAUUAGCGGCAAAAAAGGAACAGGAUUUGAAUUAUUUGGUUAAUUGAACUCACGAUAAAAGUCUAAAAGCACCAGCCAAUCUCGCUGUGGAGGAUAAGCCGAACAAGUACUAGCGUUCUGCCACAGCCAACAGGAGAGGUAGAGCGAAGUAGACAGGAAAGCGGCAACGUCUGGGAGAUUCGUCAUCACAGUCACUCGGGAUGGAAUGUUUUGGAACCCUACACGCUCUGGGCAUGAAAGGCCUUCGUGUGCUUUUAUAGUAAAAACUGACCCAGAGAUAUUUUAUUUAUAUGGAAAUGUCCUUUCUGAAAGCAAAGGAUUGGGAUCUAACGCAAACUCAGCGUGCUAACAAUGCUGAUCGAAGAAACGAAAACCUAAACGAUUUCAUUCCAAGUAAAUUAACCGAUAUCAAAAAGAAUAAUUUCGAUUAUUCGAAUUCAAAUCAUGGUUCAGAAAACAGUGAGCAUUCAAAUGUCAUUUCUGGAAGCUGUAAUGAAUACGAACAAACCGAUGACCUACAAAACAAUCAGCAAAACAGUCUACAGGAAAACAUUCUUACCUCAACCACUGAUACAUCACGUCAACAUGAAUGCAAGCUUUGUGGUAAACGAUUCCUCCAUAAAAAGAAUCUGGACGAACAUGAUUUGCUACAUCGGGUACGCCCUUUUCGUUGUGAUGUCUGUGGUAACACUUUCACUAGGAGCGACCGCCUAUUGAUUCAUCAACGUUCACACACGGGUGAGCGACCGUUCAAGUGCACUGUAUGCGACAAAGAUUUUACCAGCCACUUUGCUUUAACCGGACACAUGCGGCUUCAUACCGAUGAGCGCGCGGCUACCUUAAUCGGACACAAUCGUCUUCAUGCGGAAGAGCGUCCCUGCAAGUGCACUGUGUGUGGCAAAGAUUAUUGCCACCAACAUUCCCUAAUCGAACACAUGCGCCUUCAUACUGGUGAGCGGUCAUUCAAGUGCACCGUGUGCGAUAAAGAUUUUGCCCGUAAAAGCGUUCUAACUGCACACAUGCGUCUUCAUACCGGCGAUAGGCCGUUUAAGUGUAACGUUUGCGGCCAAGAUUUUACCCAGAGUGGUAGUCUAAUUAGACACAUGCGCCGUCAUACGGGUGAACGUCCGUAUAAGUGCAAACUAUGCGGUGAAGCUUUUGCCAAAAACUGUACCUUAACCGCACACAUACGUCUUCACACGGGCGAGCGGCCUUAUAAGUGCACCAUUUGCGGUGACGAUUUUAUUCGAAGAAACCAGCUAGCCAAUCACAUGCGCCGUCAUAGGGAUAACUAUCAUUACAAGUGUGAUGUGUGUGGUAAAAAAACUGAAGACUUGAAUACGCAUAUGUGCAUUGUUAGCAGUGAUUCACCACAAAGUGAGAAAAAAAUGCUUCAUCGGAAUUCACACAAGGGUAUGCGGCCGUAUGAGUGUACCGUGUGCGGUAAAGCUUUUGCUCAGCAAAGCCAUCUAGAUGAACACACGCGUUGUCAUACGGGCGAACGACCGUACAACUGCAUUACGUGCGGUCAAGAUUUUGCCAGACGCUUUUCGCUUACCAAACAUAUGCGCCUGCAUACGGAUGGCUCCAUGUAUGAGUGUGAUGUGUGUGGUAAAGGAUUCAGAGUCGCUACUAGCUUGAAGCGGCACAAGACCGUCCAUACCGGUGAGCGGCUGUACAAGUGUACCAUGUGCGGUAAAGAUUUUGCGAAAAAAUGUUUUCUAUCCGAACAUAUGAACUUUCAUACGGGUGAACGACCACACAAAUGCAUCACGUGCGGGAAAACUUUUUACACAAGAGAUGCUUUCGUCAAACACACGCGCUUUCAUACGGGUAACUAUACAUUCAAGUGUGAUAUUUGUGGCAAAGGAUUCGGUUCAAAUACUCAGCUCAAAGAGCACACGAAUAUGCAUACCGGUGAGCGGCCGUACAAGUGCGAGGCGUGCGGUAAAGGUUUUGCCCGAAAAUCAGUCCUAUCCUUACAUAUGCGCGUUCAUACGGGUGAACGGCACAAGUGCAUUACUUGCGGCAAAGAUUUUGCUAAAAAAUCUACCCUCACUCAACAUAUGCGCCAUCAUGUGGCUAGCGAUACAAUAGUGUGAAAUGUAUGGCGAAAGAUUGAAUGUCGUUAUUUCCUUGAAGGAGCACAAGAACAUUAAUACAGCUGAGCGACCGCACGGGAGGGAUAUAAGAAGAAAAGAGCAAGUUUCACAUUCUCCAUUCAUUCACACAUUGUUCUCGGGACUAUGUAUGCCUUCAUGAAUGUACACAUCCUAAUUUUCUGAUUAGCGGUUAAGAUUUCAUGGAAAUGUUUGCGUGCUGCAAUAGCUGCAAAUAUUUCUCCUUA